Messenger RNA from Glycine soja, 864 nucleotides. RefSeq names its product putative disease resistance RPP13-like protein 1. The record is from RefSeq and is a predicted model, not a curated record. Gene Ontology annotation, molecular function: ADP binding. The coding region runs from base 1 to 864 and encodes 287 amino acids. The transcript has 2 exons. NCBI's taxonomy places the organism in Eukaryota, Viridiplantae, Streptophyta, Magnoliopsida, Fabales, Fabaceae. Gene Ontology annotation, biological process: defense response to other organism.
AUGAACUCUCCAAAUGUAAAGUGGAAGGCGAAUCUCAGACCAACUCUAACCAGGAAUGCAAUUUUAACAUGGAAAUUGAAAAUGAUGAAGCAAGUCCUUGAUGACCUAGAAUUUCUUGAAAGCCAAAAGGGCCAUCUAGGUUUGAAAGAGUGUGUUGGAUCAGGAUCAGGUAGUAAAGGGUCACAAAAAUUACCAUCAACGUCUUUGGUGGUUGAAACUGACAUUUAUGGCAGAGAUGAUGACAAAGAAAUUGUCUCUAAUUGGUUGGCAUCUGACACUGACACUCGUAACCAGCUAUCAAUACUUUCUAUUGUGGGCAUGGGUGGAGAGUGUAAGACCACACUUGCCCAACAUGCAUACAACGACCCAAGGAUAGAGGGUAAAUUUGAUAUCAAAGUUUGGGUUUGUGUUUCUGAUGAUUUUGAUGCUUUCAACCUAAGCUUUUGUAAGAAUUUGGAGGAGCUGCCCUUAAAUUUGCAACGCCUUGAAUUUGGAGACACUAAAGUGAAAAAGAUGCCAAUGCAUUUGGGAAAACUUAAGAAUCUUCAAGUAUUGAGUUCGUUUUAUGUUGGCACAACUACUGAGUUUGGUAUUCAACAACUAGGAGAACUCAAUCUUCAUGGAAGGUUGUCAAUUGGGGAGCUUCAGAAUAUUCAGAAUCCCUGGGAUGCAUUAGCAGCAGAUUUGAAAAAUAAAAUACACCUUGCGGAGCUAGAGUUAGAAUGGAACCAAAAUUCUGAUGAUUUAACAAAAGAAAGGGAUGUGUUUGAGAAUUUACAUCCUUCCAAACACUUGAAGAAGUUGUCAAUCAGGAACUAUGGCGAUAAACAAUUUCCAAGUUGGUUAUUUGAUAUGUCAUUAUAG